CAAGCCACAGCUGCAAGAUGGACCUGAAGGUAGCACUCAUCCUGACAAGUUGCCUUAUUUCUCAAGGUCGGUGUCUGAUGUGUCACAACUGCCUCCCUGAUGACACCGGCUUCUGCCACGAUGUCCAGGGACCCUGUCCCGAAGAAUGUGCCAGCGUCAGAGUCGCCUCGUACAUAGAUGGCAGGAAGCAAGGUGUGAUGAAUCUGAAGACCUGCUCCCAGUCUGACAUGUGUAUUGUGGGAUCUAUUAACUUCGGAACCUCCAGAGUCAAAGUGGAGAAUACAUGCUGCUCCACUCAUCUCUGCAAUGGAAAAACUCCACCAGAGUCCCGUGAAGACAUCUCGAACGGAAACCGAUGUUACACCUGCAGGAAUGGAGACUGUUCUUCAACGGUGGAGUGCUUGGGAGAUGAAGAUCGCUGUGUUACAUCUAUAGCUACAGAUGAGGAAGGAAGGUCCACUGGCAUUCAGAAGGGCUGUGCGUCCAUGUCGAUCUGCCAGCAGAGGGACUCCUCCAGCCUCUUCCUGGCCGAUUUGGCCGACCAGCUGAUCUGCUGCGAGGGCCAGCUGUGCAACGACGGCACAGUGGCGACGACCAAUCACAACGCAGGAAACCUGGCUCACCUUACCAGGAGCAACAGGCACAUACUUCUGGCGAUGGUGGCGGUGUCUGUCUAUGGAUUUCAGUGAUUAUCAUCUCUGGAGUUGUUGUUGCUUUGAAGCCAUGGCCUAAUGGAUACAGUAUAUAGUUAAAAAAAAACAGUGUUAAUAUAACUCCUAAAGUAUGCCAAGUGUUUAAGCCUUUAUUCAGACAGGACAGUUUGAGAGUAUGACAGGACAUGAGUGGGAGGUAGGGAUGGGGGAAUUUUCGGAAAUAUUUCGUGUCCCCAGGGUUAGCAUUACAGUACAGUGUGUACAGUACAGUACAGUACAGUACAGUACAGUACAGUACAGGCCAGAGUAAGGCCCAGUGUAACAUUUUCAAAGUUAUUUCUACUCUUGUAAAAACAUUAAGAGCUGUGGAGUUGAAAUUACAUUUGCAACCUGCAGAAUUUAAAAUUAAAAUAAAAACCCUAGACUUUUGACUGAACAAAAAAGGGAUAAUCCAGGCAACUCCAAGUGAAAAUGAGGAAGUGAAUUAAAAAGCCUUUAUCAUCUUAUGGCUAAAACAUGAUUAAAAGAACCAAAACCUUUGACUUUUGACACUGUCAGAGUAAUUUAACUCUAUCUGGAUCAUAUAGGUCACUCUGAAAUAUCAGCAGUCUAUUUCUUUCUUAGUGUGUAGGAAGUUGGUCCUGUGAAGGUUGCAAGUUGGAAUCUCACGUCAUUGCUGACUCAUUUGCCCCUUGACAAAGCACUUAACCUGACAUCACUUCAGAAACUGUAACUAAUAAAUAUUAUUCAUUACUUCGGAUACAAAAAACAUCAGCUAUGUGUAAUAUAAUCAUACAAAUUAAUAUAAUGUAAUUUAGUUAGUGAUAUCAUUAAGAUUGCCAUUCAUUGCAUGUCAUGUCAGCUUUGUACUGUGAGCAAAUAUGCUUCUUUUUGUGGCUUGAAAUCACACUUUUCUUUUUUUUAUCUCUCCUCUGGCUGCGACACAGCUAUACCUGGAUGAAUAAAUUUACUGGAUAACAUUAUUUUAAUCACGUGUUGUUCUUAUUUCAGUGACAUGAUGGAAAUGUAAAACAUUUCAGUUUGUAUGUUUAGGUCACUUCAUAAAGGACAUACAAUA
Engraulis encrasicolus (European anchovy) is the source of this 1731-nucleotide messenger RNA. RefSeq names its product urokinase plasminogen activator surface receptor-like. The transcript has 5 exons. Bases 18 to 689 code for a protein of 223 amino acids. Lineage: Eukaryota; Metazoa; Chordata; Actinopteri; Clupeiformes; Engraulidae. The record is from RefSeq and is a predicted model, not a curated record.